Molecule: messenger RNA, 3627 nt
Organism: Quercus robur (English oak)
Lineage: Eukaryota; Viridiplantae; Streptophyta; Magnoliopsida; Fagales; Fagaceae
Product: putative disease resistance protein RGA4
Exons: 1
Coding region: 1-3627 (1208 amino acids)
Biological process (GO): defense response to fungus
Molecular function (GO): ADP binding
Source: RefSeq, a predicted model, not a curated record
AUGGCGGAAGGAGCUUUAUUCCACCUUGCCAGAAAAGUCCUUGAACUGCUGGGUUCCUUCACUCUCCCAGAGGUCAAACUGGCCUUCGGUGUUCAAAUUGAGAUUGAAAAACUAACAAGCACAGUUUCCACGAUCCAAGCUGUGAUUCUUGAUGCAGAAAAGCAGAGUUCUCAUAAUCAUCAGAUCAAAGAUUGGCUCAGAAAGCUCAAAGAUGUUCUCCAUGAUGCUGAUGACUUGCUGGAUGAUUUCUCAACCCAAGUUUUGCGGCACAAGGUGAUGAGAAAGAAGAAGGUACGCAUUUUCUCUUCAAGUUCUAAUCGUAUUGCUUUUAGUCCUAAGAUGGGUCGUCAAAUAAAAGAAAUUAGGGAGAGACUAAAUGCCAUUGCAAAAGAUAAGGAGGAUUUCCACUUUAUUCAAAGCUUCAUUGAGCCACAAGUCAUGAGUAGGGACAGAGAAACUUAUUCUUUUGUUCUUGAAGAUGAAGUUGUUGGGAGAGAGAAUGAUAAGGAAGUGAUUAUCGAACUUCUUUUUGAUGACAAUGUUGUAGAUAAUAUUUCUAUCAUUCCAAUCGUUGGUAUUGGAGGAUUAGGGAAAACCACACUAGCUCAAUUGGUUUACAAUGAUCAAAGUGUCAACAAAAAUUUUGAGCUAAAACUUUGGGUUUAUAUCUCUGAAAUCUUUGAUGUAAAACGAAUUGUUAAAGAAAUUUUAGAACAGCUGACGGAUGAGAGACUUAAAGAAAGCUUUGAGAUGCUGCAAAAUCAGCUUCGAAAAAAACUUAGUGGAAAAAAGUACUUGCUUGUCUUGGAUGAUAUGUGGAAUGAUGACAAUGCUAAAUGGCUUCUCUUGAAAAAUUUAUUAAUGGUUGGUGCAAGGGGAAGUAGGAUAGUUGUAACUACUCGUUCUAUAAUGGUGGCGGGCAUAACAGGGGCAACUUCAUGGUAUGCUCUAAGAGGCCUACCUGUAGAAAAGGCUUGGAAUUUGUUUGUAAAAGUUGCAUUUGGAGAAGGCCAACUGCCAAAGAACCAAGCCUUUAUUAGCCUGGGAAAGGAGAUUUUGGAAAAAUGUGUUGGGGUACCUCUUGCCAUAAGAACAAUAGCAAGUUUGCUACACUCCAAAGCUUCUGAAAAUGAGUGGCAAUCUUUCAAGAAUUAUGAACUCUCAAAAAUAACUCAAGGAGAAGAAAAUAAUAUUUUAUCAACACUUAAGUUGAGUUAUGAUUAUCUUCCAUCAUACUUAAAACAAUGCUUUGCUUAUUGUAAAUUGUUUCCAAAAGAUUACGAGAUUGAUGUAGAGACAUUGAUUGAUCUUUGGGCAGCCCAAGGUUUUAUUAAGUUAUCAAAUCCAAAGCAACGUGUUAAGGAUGUUGGUAGAGAGUACUUCAGGUUAUUACUUUGGAGGUCAUUCUUCCAAGAUGUUAAAAAGGAUUAUUGGGGUGAUAUAUGGUGCAAAAUGCAUGAUCUCAUGCAUGAUCUUGCAAUCUCUGUGGCUGGAACAGAAUGUACUGUAUUACAUUCAACCGAGGAAAAUAUUGGUGAAAAUGUUCGUUAUAUAUCAUUUAAUCUUUUGGAUUCGUCAAUGCAGUUUCCAAUCAUCAAGUUUAAAGGAAAGAGGAUACGAACGGUUCUUGGACAUAGUAGAGGGCGUGACUUUUCUUGUAAUGCGCUCUUUUCAAAUCUUAAGUAUUCACGCACACUAGAUUUGAGCUAUCUAUGGUCACAAAAAAUGCCGAGUUCAAUUGGGAGAUUGAAGCAUUUAAGAUAUCUUGAUAUUUCUGAAAAUGAUCGCAUUAAAAUUCUCCCUAAUUCCAUUGUCAUGCUGCUGAAUUUGCAAACACUGAAGCUCAAGAAUUGUCAUGCAAUUAGAGAAUUACCCAGGGACACCAAAAAUCUGGUCAAUCUUAGGCAUCUAGAUAUUACUGGCUGUAUUAAACUGACUCAUAUGCCCCACGGACUUGGAAAUUUGACUUCUCUUGAGAUACUACCAUGGUUUCUCGUGAAGAAUGGAGGUUUCAAGGCUAGGUCUAGUGCUGGGGUAAGUGAAUUGAGGGAGCUGAGCAAUUUGGGAGGAAGCCUAAUGAUUUAUAAUAUAGGACAUGGUAAAGAUGACAUGACAGAAUGUAAAGCUGCAAAUAUGAAGGAGAAACAACAUCUUCACCAACUGGGAUUAUACUGGGACACAAAGUUGGUUGUUGAAACUGAAUGUUAUGAUGACAUGUCAGUGGAAGGCCUCCAACCACAUGCAAAUCUUGAAGUAUUGAUUUUGUCGAAUUAUAUGGGUAUUACAAUUCCAAGUCGGGUAUCUUCACUCACAAAUCUUGUCAAUUUGCGCUUGCGUUAUAAUUGCAGAUGCCACCAUCUCCCAUCGUUAAAUCAACUCCCUUUUCUCAACUCUGCCUGUCUUGUUGGUAUGGAAGCACUUCAAUACAUAUCAGAAGACAUUGUUAGUAAUGUGUUUGGUUCCUCAAUAACAACAUUCUUCCCAUCUUUAUUUUCUCUCGAAAUAAAGAAAUGCCCUAAUCUGAAGGGAUGGUGGAGGAAAGAUGAUAAUGAUGGGCCAGACCAUCUGUUGCUGCCAUCAUUUCCUCGUCUCUCUAAAUUGGAGAUUCAAGAUUGCCCUAAUCUUACUUUCAUGCCCUUGUUUCCAUAUCUUAAAGUAGAGUUGAAAUUGUGGGAAGCUAGCUUGAAGGUAUUGCAGCAAACAAUAAAUACACAGAGACCAUCAACAUCAACAACCUCCUUAUGCUACUUUCCUCUUUCUGAAUUAGAGUUUUUGGAUUUAAAACGGGUUAAUGAUUUAGAAUCUCUUCCAGAGAAGUGGCUGCAAAACCUUGUUUCUCUUCGGAGACUCUUCAUUUAUGAAUGCCAUGGUCUUAUGUCUCUUCCUUGUAGAGGUAUUCAAUAUCUCACCUCACUUCAAGAGAUAGAAAUAGUGAACUGCAAUGAGAUAGCUCUGGUAAAUGACGAAGAUGAUGGCAUGCAAUGGCAAGGCCUUCAGAGCCUCCAUUCUCUGUGUUUUAGGAGAACUCCAAAGUUGGUGUCUCUACCAGAUGGGCUUCAACAUGUUAUCACUCUUCAAAAACUCAAAAUUCAUAAUUGUACUGGUUUAAUGGCUAUACCGGAGUGGAUAGGCAACCUCACAUCACUACAUCAUCUUUCAAUUUCUGGAUGCUCCAAUCUAACGUCACUGCCUCAAGAGAUUUGCAAUAUCUCCUCAUUACAAAUUUUUAAGAUUGAAAAUUGUCCUAAUUUGAUGGCUUUACCAGGGUCAAUGGAUAACCUCACGUUACUACAAGAGCUUACAAUUGGUGAAUUUCCUAAUCUGACCUCACUGCCUCAAGGGAUUCGCAGUCUCACCUCUUUAAAAAGGUUGACGGUUGACAAUUGUCCUAAUUUGAUGGCUUUACCAGAGUGGAUAGGCAACCUUGCAUCACUGGAAGAGCUUAUAAUUUGCAAAUGCCUUAAUCUGACAUCAUUGCCUCAAGGGAUUCAUGAUCUCCCCUCUUUACAACGGCUGAUGAUGACUGAUUGUCCCAUUUUACGAGCAAGAUGCCAGUGGGAAAUAGGUGAAGAUUGGCCCAAGAUUUCUCAUGUUCCAGCCUUGAGAUUGGAUGAUUAUGGGUGGUGA